GCCUAAGGGAUUUUUUUUCUGAAGAGUGUCAAUAGUACACAGCUGGAAACGGACACUCCGUCAUGUCUGUAGGCAACUGUAAGAGAUGAGACAUGUCCAGGGUAAUGGGUUUUGACCGACAUAUUUUUCUCUGAAAUACUGUAAACUGAGUAACAAUCAUCAGAAAUGGCUCAGAGAAGGAACCCAGCCAGAGAAAGGAAGCGAUGCCUUGAGGUACUGGAGCUGACCGAGGAAGCAACUGAUGAGCAAAUAAAGAAAAGCUAUAGGAAGUUGGCUUUACAGUACCAUCCUGAUAAGAACCAAAGUGAAGAUGCAAAAGAGAAGUUUCAGGAAAUUGGAUAUGCCUACAAGUACCUUACAGAGGGACCUGAGGCUGUAGGUUUGCACGAUGAUUCUUCAGAUGUUGGAGCCUUUGAUGACACUGCCACGAUGGAUAUAUUGUUUAGGCUUUUCCCCUGGCUUGUUGGAGGUGGUAACCAGAGAAGAGGUCACACUACAUUUAUGUUCUCCAAUGGUCCAGGUUUCGGUUUUUCCUCCUUCACAUCUAGUCCAUUUCACUCGUCCUUCUUCGCUGAUCAUGAUGACCACUUCCCGACAUUUAUGGAAGAGGACUCUUUUGGUAUGAGGUCACCUUUUGACCACCUGUUCCACUUCCACCAACCAGGUCUAGGGGGACAUUUUCAUCGUUCCUCAAGGUCACGCCAUCAUCAGCAUCCGCGAAACAGACCGCAGCGCCAUCCUGUGAAUGUAGAUCAUAGAUCCACACCCAGACAAGAACCUCAAACAAAUGGAGGCAGUAGACCAUUCCCGACGGAGGACUUCAUUGAAAUUUCUGAUGAUGAAGAUGAUGUAGUGUUUCAAAGUAGCAGUGACGCACCAAUGGGAAAUUCUAGUGAAGAACACAGAAGAAACCCUGAUUAUUUUGAGAAGUACAGACCUGAUAUACCUCUUAGUGAGAAGGAGGAGGAGGAAAUGCUAAAUAUAGCACUAGAACUCAGUAAAUCCGAACUGUCUAAAGAAGACAAGAACAACAAUAAAAAGAAAGAACAGGAAAGUAAGAAAAACAAAGAGGAUAAAAACUUCUCAGUCAAAGUAUCAGCUGAUUAUGGUGCUGAUGUACCCACAGGGUCAGGGUCAAAUGGAGGUCAAGGUCAAUUCAAUGGGAUGCCAAGACAGAGUAAAACUCGAGAUGUAGAUGAGUUCUCUACUUAUGAUAAUUGUGAGAGUGAUGAUAAUCAAGACACAAUGUCGUGGUAUGACAAUAUAGGUGGGUUAUCCGAUAACUCCAUUCACUCUCCAAUGACGGAGGUACAUAAAACCUAUUAUGCUAAGAAGCACCCUAACCACAAAGAUCACAAAGAGCAACCUAAAGCUGCCUCCAGUUCUGUUUCCCAUAGCACCUCUAAGAAGUCAGGCCCCGCCCACACACAUGGUGCAGGUAGUCGAGGGACUGAUCACGCAGAUAUAGGAAGAAGAAGGGCUAAUUUCCGGCAUGCUGAUGAUGUCAGACAUCACCAGACAUCAUCACAUGUGCCUAAGAGCUCUAAAACAGACAAGGCAAAGGGGACUCACCACAAACACUGAUGUAAUGUUGUCUGAAAUUGUAUGAAAUGUAGAUUAUUGACAGGGAAUGAUGCAUAAAUUAUUGUGUUUUAUUUCACAGCUGUUUUAUUACUGGUAUGGUAAUUGAAGGCAUUGGUUUUUAUUCUUUUUGAGUAAUGAGUGAUAUUUGAAUGAAUAUUAGAGGAAUUGCUGUUAUUGACAUAAAAUUAGUUAAUUUGUUUUAAAUGUUUUUUGUUUCAAAAAAUGAAAAUUAAUGUUCACUACCGGUAUAUUUUUGACAAAACACAACUUUAAUAUAAGCAAUCCAUGUAGAUAGCACAAUUCUGUCAAUUUGUACUUAAUUUAUCUAUUGUAGACAUAAUUGUGUGCCAUAAUAUAUUUGUUUUAUUGAAGGUUGACGUGUCAGAGCAGCUUAAUAUAUAAUUCUUUUGAAGUUAAAAAGUAUGCAUGUAUCAAUCAAAUUUAUUUAUUCACAGAUAUUUCUGAAACACCAAAGGAGUACUUAUUAUGUGUCUAAUGCCUGACAAAAUGACUGUUUUUGUUUUAUCAGUUGAUAUGCGGGAUGUUUAAAAUGAAAAGACCUUAAUUUAACAUUUGUAACUGGAAUGUGGGAAAAUUCUGAAUCGAAGAAGUUAUAUGGUCAGUAAUUUUGCCUUAUUUUGAUAAGAUUACUGUGGAUCAUCCAAAGUUGAGUUGAAACAAAUUACUACAAAAUUUAAUACCUCUGAGUCAGAUUUUAUAAGAAAAAAGAAAUAAAAAUAAUUCAAAUGCUAUUUGGUGACUAACAUCUAUAUAAAUAUCAAUAAACAUGAACAAUACAUGUAUCAAAUCAAAGUCAAAUUUUCUAUUUUAGAAAGCAAGUUUCGUUUUUUUAAGCUAUUGUAGGAAAAAAUAUUUAUGAAAUCUUUUUUUUAUCAACAAGCUCAUGUGAAACAUGUUGAAAUUGAGAAUUUCUUUUAGAAAUUUAUUUUUAUGCACAGAUACUUCAACCAUAUCUUUUAACCUUUCUGAUGCAAAAUUACAGACCAUAUCACUGCGAGGUAAAUCACUGUUGCUUCAUUAAAUUUGUUUGAAAAUUCUUA
Molecule: messenger RNA, 2645 nt
Organism: Saccostrea echinata
Lineage: Eukaryota; Metazoa; Mollusca; Bivalvia; Ostreida; Ostreidae
Exons: 11
Coding region: 166-1584 (472 amino acids)
Cellular component (GO): endoplasmic reticulum
Molecular function (GO): misfolded protein binding; protein-folding chaperone binding
Source: RefSeq, a predicted model, not a curated record